GUGGUCGGGGAAGGCGGCGGCGGCGGUGGGGUAAUGGCGCCCCGGCCGGUCAGUUAACAGCCAGGGACUGAGCGAGCGAGCGAGAGAGAGAGAGAGAGAGAGUGAGUGUGUGUGUGAGUGAGCGAAUGAGAGAGAGAGAGUGUGUGAAUGAAUGUGAGGAACGAAGGGAAGGAAGUGGGUAAAGAUCUGCGGCCGAGAAAGUUAACAGCAUAACUUCACAGAUGGAGAAUUGCGAGCCUCCAAGGUAACCGUCCGUCCGUCCGUCGAUGCGGCUUCUUGUCCCGAAGUGGCGAGCGGUCGGGUCCCCUGGCGCCGUGUGUUUUUGCGCUUGAAAGGCGAUGAGAAGGAGCCGAUGUGACGUCUCGGGGUGACAACCAGGCUUUGCCAAGGAUUCCUUCCUGCUCGUCCCCUUAAAAGUUGUUUUUCAAAAGUCUCAAUAUGAUGAAAACGGAAGGUAAAGGAGAGAGGACAUUCAGGAGCGCUUCGCCCCACAGGAACGCCUACAAGACUGAUUUCCAGGCUUUGAGAUGCACCUUUGAUGGGAGCAAACAGGAAAACCUCUCUAAAAUGGGCGCCCCGAAAACUAACCGAGAUUCCGAGCACAGGGAAGAUGCGAGAGGAAGGGCUUUCGGUAACCGUGUGACUAAAAUAAAAAGCAUGUUGUUACAGAUGGGAAACACACCGACUGACGCGACUGAAGUCAAAGUAGCCAGUAAGCCAGAGUUAAAUCCACCCUCUCCCCAAAAGCAGUUGAGUGGAAGUGUACGUAAGAAUAGCGUCCAUAAGUCACCUCAAAAAGUGCCGAGCAUUUCUGACAAAACUAAUUUUGAAGAUGGGGACUUGGAUAAAAUUGUCAUGGCCGAAAAGUUUUCCGAAACCAGAAAACUUUUUGAGCGUAAUAAUACUAAGGACGAGAACCUGUUUGAUAAAGCGCCAAUCAAAACUGAGAGCAGAGUUUCAUUGAACAGCCUCUCAUCUGAUAGUAGGAAGAGUGGCUCAUCAUCUUCAGAGAGUGGAGGAAGGAAAAUGAAGAUUGACUUGAGUCCAACAGCUGUAUCUCACAGUGAUUUGCCAGGUCACAGUAGUCAGAAAACCACUGAUGAUUCUAGACAAAGCAUACCUCGAUCAUCUCUAAAUGCAGGCCCAAUUUCUAGACGAUUAGAAAGUUUUCUGGCGGACAGUGACAACGAUGAGUCAAAACCUGGGACUGAAAUGCACAUUCCUGGUGGCAACCAAAAAACAUCUAGCACAAGUGAAAACACGUCCCCUGCAGGAGAUUGUGGUAUAAUAUUGACACAUUCAAUUUCAGCAAAUAUUUCUACACAACAAAGCGAAGAUAAGAAAGAGUCCGAUAUGCAAAUAUAUAACAGUUACAAGAUAAGUGAAGGUAGUGUUUUGGAAACAGCUACAUUUGGUGAAGACGCCAACAAUUUCUCUGAUGAAGCUUCCUCCAACAAAAACAUUUCAGAAAGCAAUGGUGCCCACAGCGUUGAAUCUGGAAGCCAUGUUUCAAAUGUGGGUCCAGGUAAAGUAGGAGUAGUUCGAGCAGAAUUAGUGGUAGUUCAGAAUGAAUCUUCAGAGAGUGAAGCUGAAUUGGACAGUGAUGUUUUUGCUGAGAAGGAUACGCCAAAAUCUGCAAAGCAAAUUCCUGCUCCUGAUGUUGUCCAGUCUGAGGGAGGAAAGGAAAAUGAAACUUUGUACAAUAAAGAGGAUGCUAAUCAGAAGCUUGACGAGACCACAAACAAAUCAGAUGACAGUGUGGAAGAGGAGGAGGAAGAAGAGGAUGAUAGUGAGAACACUGAAGAAGAGUAUAGUGUUAGUGAAAAUAUGUUCUUGGGUUCAAAAGUUUGUGGAAUAGAAAAUGCUGCAUUUGUAGAUGACAAAGAUGUUGAAGGGCUUGUGCAAGAAGAAAACUAUCACAAAUGUGAUGGUGAAUACUCAGCUGAGGAAGUAGAUUAUACACUUGAUAAUGACUAUGAGGAGAUAUUGGGACUUUCUGAGGAAGAAGAGCCAGAGCCAAACAGACGAGUAAAAUUCUCUACAGCUCCAAUCAAGGUUUACUGUACCUACUCUGAUGAUGACUAUGAUCGGCGUAAUGAGGAAGUUGAUCCCGUGGCAGCGUCAGCAGAAUAUGAAUUGGAAAAAAGAGUGGAGAAAAUGGAUGUUUUUCCUGUCGAAAUUGAAAAGGGUGAAGGGGGUCUUGGAAUUAGCAUCAUUGGAAUGGGUGUUGGAGCCGAUCAGGGCCUUGAAAAGCUGGGGAUUUUUGUGAAAACUAUUACUGAAGGUGGAGCUGCUGACAAGGAUGAACGAAUCCAAGUAAACGAUCAGAUAGUUGAAGUAGAUGGUAUUAGUUUGGUUGGUGUCACCCAGAGUUUUGCAGCCAGUGUCCUGAAGAACACUAAAGGCGUAGUAAGAUUCCUCAUUGGUCGAGAGAAACCGGGCCAACAAAGUGAGGUUGCUCGACUCAUCAAUGAAACACUGGAACAAGAAAGGUGGCAGGAAGAACUUUUGGAGCAGCACAGUGUCCAGUAUAGUACAAGUGAUAAUGAACAGGCUGAAGAUAUUCCUGAAGAGGAAGAUUUUAUGACUUCAAGUGAUCUUGGAACUGGAGGAUCAGUUGAAGUUUUUGACCUCCCAGAAAGUGAGAGUAUGUUUUUACCUUCGGACGCAGAUUCAUCACAGCUUGUUCUUAAAUUGAAAGAGCUUCAAAUUAAACAUGCCUUAACGACAGCAGAAACCAGUGAGUUGAAAGAGAAGCUAAAAACUAUGGAAGGAGAGAAGAUUAAAUGGGAAACUACAAAGGUUCAGCUUCAGCAGUGUGUUGAUGACCAUAAGGAGAAGAUGCAAAAAGUGGAAGGAUAUUGGUUAGAAGCACAAAAUCUUUGCAAAACUGUCAAUGAACACUUGAAAGAGACCCAGACUCAAUAUGAUGUCAUUGAGAAGAAGUAUAACAAGGCUAAGAAAUUGAUAAAGGAACACCAACAAAAAGAGAUUGAAUUUACUAAAAAGGAGGAGGACCUCAGAACAAUUCUUGAAGAUCAAGAAAAAGAACAUGCUAAACAACUGAAAAUCUUAUGUGAUAAGGUGCUGGAACUUGAAAAUGCACUGCAUUCAACAGGACAAAUGUCUCCACUUAAUACCAACAAUGAGUUGAAGAUGGAAGAGGAGAAAUCUAUGCUCGAUAGCCAAGAGCAGCUCCAAGAGAUUUGUAAUGAAGAUAACUCAAAAGAAAAUUUUGAUGAAGCUGUUCCGGAAACCGAGAGAUUAGAUACAAGUUCACACAAGGCACGGGCACAACUUGCUCUAAAGGUUAAAAGACAACCUCCAUCUCGGCUUAAACUAAAGGAAUAUCUCGCAGCUGGUGAGGAAUGUGGUAGUCUGCAGGAAGGGGAGGAGGAGGAGGAGGAGAAAGAGAAGCAGAAAGAUCCUAUUGAACAAUCCGAAGCUCUAUGUCUUCAGAGUAAUGCAUGCUCUUUGCAAGCUAAUGAAGAGAACACGUCUGUUAAGGAGGAGCCAUUGGAUGAAAAAUCUGAUAUGGAGGCGAGCACAACCAGCCUGCUCGAUCAAAGCUCAUCUACAUCACCUUGUUCCUCUCCAGCUCACAAGGCAGUCAAUGAGAGUAGCACAAGUUCAAACCAGUCUCCUUCCAGAAAAACUUCAUCUUCAGGUUCUUCCAAAUCAUUCCUUAGAAACAUAAAGAAACGAGAAUCAAAAGGCAAAGGAAAAGAAUCCAAAGAUGGGAAGAAAAGUGAGGAAAAGUUGCCUGAUACAAAUGAGAAUCCAGCAGGCAAAAACAAGCGAAGAUUUGCUGAUUUUAGUGGACUAAGAAAAUCCGGUGGAAAAGGCAAGAAAUUAGAUAAAGAAAAUCGCAGAACUUCAUUUGAUAGCAGGGGAUCAAAAGAUAUGCUGGACAUCUCAGCUGGUAACUUAUCUCCUGCGGAUUCAGUGACAUCCAUACCGACCUGCAUGCCUUUUUUUCGGUUUGGGGACAGUCAUAAGGAUCCUGCAUCUUCCAAUAGCAGCCUUCACUCACCUCCGAGUUCACGUGAAGCAACUUGGGAACAGAACAAAAACACAACAAAAACUGAAACGCUGGAAGAUGAACACACAAUAACCGGUAAACAAAACCAAUGGCAAAACCGAGCUAUUUCUGAAUGGACGUCCCAACAAGUCAGUCACUGGUUGAUGGGAAUGAAUCUGGAGCAAUACAUUGCAGAAUUUGUUGCGAAAAACAUUGAUGGAGAACAACUGAUGCAGUUGGACAGCAAUAGACUUAAGGCCUUAGGUGUUGACAGUCACAAUGAUCGUUCCAUAAUCAAGAAAAAGCUUAAAGAAAUGAAGAAAGCACAAGAAAAAGUAGAAAAGCAACGAGAGAAGAUUCAAAAGAAAGAAAAGUCUUCAAAGAAAGCUAGUAAAAACUGACCACGUCUGUCGAAUCAAAUUGUUGAAUGAGAUUUCAAUUUUGAAAUUGAAACAGCACAAAUAUUUUGAGCAGUUGUGCUACUUAAGCAUUGUAUAUUGUAUAGUUUACAGUACAGUCAAUUCAGAAAGAACGUCAAUUUGGCAUGCAUGUGUUUUCAGUUUGACAUUCAUUUCCUGUUAGACGUAAACAUAUGAUGCAUUUUCUAGCUUACACUUCAAUUUUACACAUGGCUUUAAGUAAUUUUCUGUACAUAUUGUCAAAUACGGUUUUCUGUACCUUAGGAUUUCAAAUCCCACUAUAUAGAAGUAAUAAAUAAAAUAUUCCUAUUUUAAUAAUGCCCAUCUAAUGCCCAUCAGACUUCCCUAAAAUACCUUAAUUCCUUAGAAAGGUAUAAAAAGUGUCUUGAGCGUUUGAAUGUGAUGAUAACUUUCUCCAGGAAAAUCCACACUACCAGAAAUUGAUGUACAGAAUGUCAGAAUAGGGUACAAUAUUCUAAAUAGUUUUGAAUGUAUUAUAUCUGUGGGGGUACAUGGCUCCAAGGUUUAAAGUACAUAAUUCAAAGGGAUAAUAUUGCUUAAAAAAAGGAAAAGUUUUUUACUUGCAAUGUGAACUGUAUACCAUUACAUUUUUAUAAUUCUAGCUUUUGAAAUCCAUUGCAUAAAACAGGGGAAGGUUUUCUGUGUAUAUUCUCUGUUCCUGACCAUUAAGUUAACAAUAUGGACCAUUUUUUUAUUUCAAGAGUGGUUGGGGAGUGAUGACAAGAUCUCAGUGACAGUAUAUUCUAAUAACACUCUAAACCACUAGAGCCGAACUUGUGGGCUUAUUGUCAUUUGAAACCUGAUUUGAGAUUAUUUUCAUUGGCAUCACUCUCACUGACCUAUUAUUUUUGAUAAUAUUUAUAGCUGUGUUAUUUCUAUGGUGCUUUGUUUUCAGUUUUGAGUUUCAAUAACCCUGCCCACCAGUCUAUUUGAAGCAUUUUUUAAAAAAAACAUGAUUUUUUUUCCAGAAGGCCAUGGAAUUUGUUUUGUACAAUUCUUCAGUGGACGUGGAUAUAACUUGUAGUAUUUUCUUGCAUUUUCCUCAUCUUUCCUCCAGUAUAUUAUAUCGAAAGCUAAGUCACACAGUGAUGUUUAUUUACUUCACUCUAUUGCCUGUUUGGUCAGUAACUAGCUUCCUCUUUUCCCCCUUUACAAACUUGAUUCUAUUUCAAAAUUAGUGCUUCUAAUUAAUCCCCAUCUAACAUGAAGUGUUUUCAAAAGGUGUUUAAAAACAAACUCUUCACGACAAAAACAUUCUUUUUUACCUUUCGUUUUAUUUUCCAAUUUUUUUUAAAAACACGAGUAGAAGAGACUUAAGUAAAUUUGAAAAACAAAUUCAGUUUUGCCAACAAUAAUUGAAAAAAUGUACCGUCCAUGUUUUUGCUCCUAAUUUUUUUUAGAUAAAACUGAAAACAAAGAUCUAUUUGUAACCUUAAAGAAUGAAGUCUGGCCCAUUGUUUCUGAGUGAAAAACAGUCUUGGACAGAGGCUUGAGACCAUCAGAAGCCUAGAUGCUCGCUUCAGUUGACAUGAUGAUUGCCUUACUGAAAGAUUACCAAUAUCAUUAACAUUUGUUCAUAUAUUUGAAUUGAAUUUGUAUUAUUGCAACAAUAUGCUUGGAUCUUGGAUCCCAUAAAUAUCUUUCAACUUUUGCCAAAAAUCUUCACUGGCCAUCAUUGCAAUAACCUCUGGUAUUCAACGCACGCUGAGGUCACUUAAGCUUCCAUGCAAUUAUUGAUUCAAUCCCUCAGUAAAGAAGCUUUUAUUGUAAGUUUCACUGUAGUUGUGUUGUGUAGUAUGCUUCCUGCUUCAGGUUUGGCCCAGCGCCUAAAUAGAGCCCCAUGGUAUUGAUCAAAUCCAAAUUGUUUAGCCACUGACAUUGUGUCUAAUUUGCCUACAUUAAUCUCAAUCAACACUAAACUAUACUGGUUCAGGUCCCCAAAUACUUCAGGUGAGUAGUCAGCUGUCAUCUCUGAUAAUGUUGAAAGAAGGCUUUAUCUGUGGAAUACAGGGUACCCGCAUCAACUAGAAGAUUAAUGCUGCACUUGUUCCUGCCCGUUCCACAGCUCACUUGACAUGCAUUGUACCAAACUAUGCAUAUCACUACUGAUAAAAUGUUAAUGCUUGCAGCUUGUUUAUUUGUAACUCACUGGAAAUGUCCAUCAACUGACCUAUGGUCUAUCUGAUUUCAUCUGGGUGUUUUAAGACAAAUGUCCAUUGAAAAAUUCUUUAGUAUCAUUUUAUUGGUUGGUAGAUAUUGAUUUUCUAACAAAUUUAUGCCUCGUUCGUUUUAUUUUUAGCCCCAAGCUUGUGAAAUGUUACUAUACAGUGAGUCUUAUGAGGUGUGUAAUGAAGAAAGUGAGGCAGCAAGCAAGAGAGGUCAGAAAUUGGAUGACUAAGCCAGGCUCAAUCAAAACUCUUUUAUAUAAGGAGGACCAAGGAAUGUUUCUGGCCGCAAUGCUUUCAACUUUUGACUUCAGAAGUAAAUUGCCUUGUGUCCCUUUAGCUUUGAGCUAAAAUGAAUGAACAAAUCAUUGGUUUUGUAUGUGUGUAUGUAUAUAUUUUGGGAUUCAGAAAUGUAGGCUGCAGGAAGAUUGUGGGAAAGGAGAACCUAGACUGUAUGGGGAAAGUGGGAGAUGGAAGCUUAAUCUAUAUGGAGGCAGGAAUUUGGGCUUGAAUGCAGAGGGCAGGAGAACAGAAACUUGUGUUUUAAGGAGAGAGAGUAGGAGAUGGGAACUCUGGCUAAUAUGAAAGGUAAGAAACAGGAAUUUAGGCUGUAUGAGACCACAGGAGGAUAACUGAGUUGUUGGCAAAUUGGGCUGACUACGCAUCUACAGAGAUGAGGCAGAAAGUUCUCAAAAAUGAGUCUGGUGAUGGAGGGGAGAAAGAAGCAGACAGGCAUUGAUUUGUAAUCUUGAUACUGCUUCAGAAUGAAUUCCCACUAAUGUAAAUAACAAAACUAACUUCGGAAAUAUUAUUGCACUUAGGUUACAUUUUCAAACAUAGGCCAUCAGAGAGAACAAAGUAAUUAAACCCCAAAAUAUCAAAAUCAUAAAAAUUCAAAAUUGCAACACUGGCAGGAAGUUACCAAUGGCUGAUAUAAAAUGGCUAAUAUCACUCUUGUUAAUGAUUGUUUAAACAGCUUUUGUUUACUCCUUUACAGCAGAAAAUGUGGAAAAACAGCCACAUGCUGUUUUUCCACAUUUUCUGCUGUAAAGGAGUAAACAAAAGCUGUUGAAUUACGAAACUGGUCAGAUUUGUUUUCAUUUACUCGUUAAUGCCUAACUAAGUCUUGUGUUUUUUUUUACAUGUCUGUUUGAACUGAUGAUUCUUUACAAGGCCUUAAAUUCUUUGAAAACUAGUUUAGAGUUGGUGAAAUUCUUUGACAUAGAGCUUGAUCCAUAUUUUAUUCUCCUCUCAGAUAGGAAAAGACUUAAGAUCACAUUGAAGAUUUUUGUCCAAAAAAGUUUGCUUAAUUUAUGGAGAUAAAUAUACCUAAUUUGCCACUUUAUCUGCAACUAGCCCCUUUUUGGAUUGAAAAUGUUGUAAUUUGUUCUAUUGUUCCUUGAUUCUGUAUAAAUGAAAACCAGGCUUUUAUACCUCUUCAUGUAAUUUUUUGUUUGGACAGAAAAUCAUAUUGCCAUGUAAUGUGUUUCUGAAUGGGUAAUCAAUUGUGUUAAUUCACUAGGCAAGAUAAAGCCUUGUUCUACUCACGCUGUAGUUAAAUCGAGACCAACAGGUUCUCAUCACAAUAUCCAAAAGGCAUGUAAAUGCUUUUGGAAAUAAAACUGUCCUGUUCUGCCCACUAAAGUGUUUUGUUUCUGUGCCUCAUGUUGCCCUCAAAAUUUAGUAUAUACUGUAGUUACUAUACCUCCCUUACUGUAUUAUUUGGAUAAUUAUUUGUACGAGGACAAUUAAAUUACUAACUUUUUGAUGGUCUUCCUUUCUUAAGUGUAGUUCACCCUCACAUGUAAAGUUCCUUUAUUAGUUCUCUGACAUGGAAGGAUUGAAGCUAAAUCACGUUGUGUAUGCUUUAUGCCAACUUGGUCUGAUCUGCCUACCUCCAUAAAAUAACUGAGAAAUCAGAGGAUGAAAAUAGUUGAAGAGACAGUAUUUAGUUUGAAGAAUGAAAUGUGUUCAAAGAAUGAGGAAGAGUGUUCUGCAUUUACUUAACAUUUCUAUCAUGCACUGUUUGUAAUUGAAUCACUACACUUGAUGGUGGAAUUGGUAAUUAUUUUAUACGUUUUCUGAUUCACACUCCACUUGUACAAUCCUGCUUUUUUAAUCAAUGUAAUACUCCAUAAAUGUAUUUUAAUGCCAAUUACAGAACUUUUAAUUCUA
Molecule: messenger RNA, 8801 nt
Organism: Callorhinchus milii (elephant shark)
Lineage: Eukaryota; Metazoa; Chordata; Chondrichthyes; Chimaeriformes; Callorhinchidae
Product: neurabin-1
Exons: 18
Coding region: 439-4422 (1327 amino acids)
Biological process (GO): calcium-mediated signaling; neuron projection development; actin filament organization
Cellular component (GO): actin cytoskeleton; cytoplasm; postsynaptic density
Molecular function (GO): actin filament binding
Source: RefSeq, a predicted model, not a curated record